AAAACGGAAGAAGAGAGUUGUUGUGAAACUUGACAUAUGCGAGCGAAGAAAGCUGACUUGACGGACGCUUGAAAUUAGUGCGAUCCGGAUAGCCGUUCAAUUAAUAACGCGUAAUCCCGAAAAAUGUUACCACGACGUCCGAAGCCAACGGAUAAGUUGUCGAGCAGCCGUCGUAAAUUUUCAAAUUCCAACGACGUUGCGAGUAACCACUCGCAAUCAAAUCCGGUCCUUCUGGAAUAUGAGGUUGACGACGAGGUCAUGUGGUUGGAUGAAAUGGAUGACAAAAGUAUAUCCUCGGAUGGUGAUUCGGCGUCUCUGAUGUGCACGAAACUGUUGUCAUCGUCGCAGCAACAACCGUGGAACACCGAAGAAAUAAAUUUGGCACUGUAUCGUCUGCCGGCUGGCGAAGCUGCGUUCUCCCUAAUUUCAACGAUCCAGGGCGAAAGUUUGGACAAUGCACUCGAAGAGGUGCGGCAUUACACCGACCGCACGGGUCUCACCACGCUGACCGAAAGAAAAUUAUCAAUACCGUGUUUUGCUAAUGGGGGUAUAAGAAAAGCUUCACUGGCUGCAGAAAACGACGAAGCCGCAAGUUCAAAGCCCGGUCUUGUAUUCGCCAAAUGGCCGGAAACGUGUCUUCUCGCGUCGUCUUGGUUGGGUCAAUACGAGUUGGUGAAAGUUUUAUUGGAGCGAGGUGUAAAUGUGAAAACUCGUGACGGUGAUGGAAGGACUCCGCUGCAUCUGGCAGCUUGUUCAGGCUCGUCAAAAAUAAUUGAAGAAUUAUUGAAAGCCGGUGCGGAUCCGAACGAUUGGGAUGACGCGAAAGAGUAUACGGCCCUUCAUUGCUCAGCGGCAAUCGGGGACGCGACUUCGAUGAAAUUGUUAAUGAAAUUUGGUGGUAAUGCGAACGCCGGGCUCCCAGGACGGAGUCCAUUGCAUUACGCUGUCCUCAGCAAUGUGACCGAAUGCGUGGAAAUUCUUUUGAAAGCUGGCGCUUGUCCAAAUAAUCCUCAAGUUUAUACGGAAACGCCGCUGCACGUUGCGGCUGGUCUUGGGGCGAGCGAAAGUCUCACUUUACUUCUGAGUCACGGUGCGGAUGUAAGAGUUCAAUGCGGCGCAGCGAGAUCGACUCCGUUGCACCUCGCUGCCGAAGAUGCGAGUCCUCGGUGUACGAAAUUAUUGUUGGAUUCCGGGGCUCCUUGGGAGGCGAAAGAUUCCCGAGGAAGAACCGCGAUGCAUCUUGCGGCUCUGGCUCAAUCGGCUGAAACUCUCGAGCAGCUCAUACAGGCUGGAGCGAAUCCAAAUGCUGAGGACAACGACGGGCGUACACCGCUUCAUACAGCGGUCGCGAAGGCACUUGGGAGCAGCGAGUUAGUCAGGAUGCUUAUACAGGCUGGUUCCGAAGUAAACAAACCCGACAAAUUUGGUUACAUGCCGCUCCACAUAGCCGCAUUGAACGAGAGUUCGCAAGUUGUAAUACUUUUGUUGAGCAAAGGAGCUGACGUAACCGCAAGGACGAAGGGUGGAGUAUCGGCGUUGAGCUUUAUAAUACGAAGAACACCGGAGGUAAUACCCCGAUUGGUCGCUCGUUUGGAUCAGGCGAUAACAUUGCACGAUCACGAAUUAGGGGACGUUGAUUGCGAGUUGAGGUUGGAUUUUCGAGUACUUGUGCCGGGGCUUGGACGAGGUGAAACGGAUCUUAUGUUGUGCCUCGUCGAAGUAGGUCAACGUCAUAUACUGAGACACCCGCUUUGCGAAAGUUUUCUUUAUCUAAAGUGGCUUCGUAUAAGAAAAUUUUUUCUCUUCAGCCUUAUAUUUCAUUCGAUAUUCGUUGCUAUUUUUACGGCUUACGUAGCGGUAGCAUUUUUGUACGAAGGCAAGGCUUUGGCAAGAGUAUUGUUUUGGCCGGUCGGUAUAUUUACGUGUAUGCUGACGUGCAAAGAAAUCUUUCAAUUGGCCCAUGGGGUUUCGAUUUACGCGAAGCGCUGGGAAAAUUGGUUGCAAUGGGGAGUCAUAGUCGUUACUUGCGCGGUUCUCCUCAAAUCGAGCGAUAGUUGGCAACAUCAUGCGGCAGCCCUCGGUAUACUCCUCGUAUGGAUAGAACUUAUGAUGAUUAUAGGAAGAUUUCCCAUGUUUGGUCUUUACGUACAGAUGUUCACUCAGGUGGCGAUUAAUUUUUUCAAGUUCCUCGGCGCUUACAUAUGUCUUAUCGUUGGUUUUUCAUUGGGCUUCAGCGUUUUACACAAAAAUUACAAGUCUUUCGAGAAUCCUAUCGUUGGUUUGCUCAAAACGAUUAUAAUGAUGUCCGGUGAAUUAGAAUUCGAAGAUGUAUUUUUCGACAAAGAAUCCAAAAUAUUGUAUCCGGGCACGUCGCAUCUCCUGUUACUCGUAUUUGUCGUUCUCGUAACUAUAAUUCUUACUAAUUUGAUGGUGGGUCUCGCUGUUUCGGACAUUCAAGAAUUACGAAGAUCCGCCGGACUCGAUAGACUCGUCAGACGCGCCGAACUCGUUGCCCAUUUGGAAAGCAUGCUUUUCUCAAAGCUCCUCGAUCGCGCUCCCCGACGUAUUGUCAGAGCGUGUCGCCGAGGCGCUCUCCUUCUCCAUCCACCCCAUUACUGCGCUAUUCAUAUUCGGCCCAAUGAUCCUAGGGAAAAUCGCUUGCCGCGCGAAUUGAUCAGAGCAAUUUAUCGUCUAGUUACCGAGAGAAAAACUCGCAAUAAAUGUUACGGUGAUUCUUCGAAUAGAAGCGUCAACAACGUUGCGACAUCCGGUGAUAUGAGAAUCAGCCGUUUGUACAGUGUGACUUCGGCGAGUGACGCUAAUCGUCAACAGCUUACGGAAUUGGCCGGUGAGCUCAAACGAUCUUUCCAAAAUAUUGGCUUGCGAUUAGACGCGUUAACGCUUCGAGUUGAAAAUAUAGCUAGAGAACUCGAUCUUCGAGUCACUCCCGCUUAAACAAUCGUUUGCUCAUUGAUUCAACUCCAAAUUUUUUGAUCCUUCAAGGUAAUGUAGUACCUUGAAGAAAAUUCAAAUAUUCACACGAAAUGGCAUGUUUUAUGUAGAUCGAUUUACAGAAUAUGCAGGAAGGGGCGGUCAUAUGUAUGUAUGUAUAUAUAUAGGACAGGAGUAAAGAUGUCAAAGCAGAGAUCUAGCAAUUGGCAAUGACUAUCCAGCGAUAAUGAUGAAAUUCGAAGAAAAGAGAAUACGGGGAAUGGAAAUGAAGAAAACAAUGAGAGUAUUGCAAUAAAUUUCGGGAAGAAAAAUUCGGGAUUGCAGAAUAAAUUGGGGAAAAACGAAAGAAGGGAGAGAAUCGAUACCGCGGUAAACAUCGAUGAAUAUUAUAAUAAUAUGCACAAUAUAAAUCUACAAAAUGAGGGGAUGGUAUGAAAACCUUUGAGAGUAAAUUAUAGAAAUAAAAAAUAGAGUAGAACUUGAGUUUUCAUUUUAUUACACAAUUAAUAAUAUGUUAUCGGUAUAACACUUAUCAACCUAUCGUUCAACCAUUGAUUCAACUCAAUGGAGUAGGGACUACUGAAAAUCUGUAUAAAGAUAUACAAAGUAAAAUAAUUUAUUUCAUGUCAAAAUGUGAAUUAUUUUCGAAAAUAUGUAUUUAUUAUCAUUCUCCGUUGUCUCACUACUAAUGCAACAAUUGGAGCAGCCAAGUAGAAAUAAGCUACCCUAGGCAUUCUCUACAAUGAAAUUCGAGUGUUGCAACAUACCGAUAACAUAUUUAAAUUAAUCAUUUAUAACGAUUAUACUUUCAAAUACUCACAAGA
Venturia canescens is the source of this 3776-nucleotide messenger RNA. RefSeq names its product pyrexia (gene pyx). Gene Ontology annotation, cellular component: membrane. Lineage: Eukaryota; Metazoa; Arthropoda; Insecta; Hymenoptera; Ichneumonidae. The record is from RefSeq and is a predicted model, not a curated record. Gene Ontology annotation, molecular function: protein binding; monoatomic ion channel activity. Gene Ontology annotation, biological process: transmembrane transport; monoatomic ion transport. The transcript has 5 exons. Bases 124 to 2955 code for a protein of 943 amino acids.